Molecule: messenger RNA, 1953 nt
Organism: Toxorhynchites rutilus septentrionalis
Lineage: Eukaryota; Metazoa; Arthropoda; Insecta; Diptera; Culicidae
Gene: b6
Exons: 6
Coding region: 204-1805 (533 amino acids)
Source: RefSeq, a predicted model, not a curated record
AGUUUCAACGGACAUUCGUUGAAGUAGUCGCGUUCGAUCUGCUGCUUCUCACGGACGCUCCAAAAUUGUUGCAGCGUGUACGCAACGAAUCACGUGCAUCUCAAGCCCGCGGAUGGACUAUCGAAACAGUAUUGCGUCUGAAAGUGUAUCGUGUUUAUCUCAAUUUCGUUUCUAACACAUUUGUAACGACGACUUUUUACAUAAUGCAAAUCGAACGCAACAAAAUAUUUGUGGUGAUCAUAUAUGUGUUACUAAAUAAGAUUACGUCAUAUGUUGCUGUGGAGCCCUCGAAGAUAAAUCUGAAAAAUCAUGCUGCAACUAAACGUUCAUCUGAUUAUUACAUAUUUUCAUCAAAUGAAAAAUCGAGCUUGGAUUUUGGCGCUGCUGUGGAUGAUAAAUUGCUAGAUGAUGACCCUCUCUACAGUGCUCGAUAUUUUACGGAAUUUCAUAACACUGACAACAAGUGCAGUGUCGAUAAGUUUGCUUUCAACAAUGAGGGUACCGUAACAUAUGAACAAAGCUUGCCAGCACUGGAACAAUUUACUCUGUGCGCAUGGACACGUUUCACUAAUCACACCGGAGAUCACACUAUCAUUACAUACGCAGUUCAAAACGAAUCACGAGAGAUACAAUUAUGGAUUGCUAAUGCACGAGGCAUGAGUUUCAUUAGCUUAGCUGUACAUGGACAAUCACUAUUCAGACUGAACUACCCAUUUAGAAUGAGGAAAUGGCAUCAUAUUUGUGCUUCGUGGAAUGGGAAAACUGGAGAAUGGCAAUUGUGGAUUAAAGCAGAAAGAAUUGGACGAGGAUUCCAUAAUCGAUUGGUGGACUACAGCAUAAAACCAAACGGUAAACUUUUCUCUGGCGGUCCUUCAAUCACGGGUCCAAUUGAUACAGAUUUACAUUUUGAAUUGACCAUGGUACACAUUUAUAAGGUCGCGUUAAGUGCUGGCAAAGCGCAUCGAGACCAUAAGCAUCACCACGUUCACCAUUUCGACCAUAACGGAGGAGAAGUCACACCGAAUCCACCUACGACUGCAUCACAGAUAGCACCGCAGCCAUUGAAUCCUUCGCUAGCGAGUGGCCAUAUACCUACAAGAGUCGAGCUCAAUAUUCCCGAACGUAAUCCCCAACCUCCAGGAAAUUUGGGCAUACCUGUGAAAGGUCUACCAUCACAACUGAUUGAUGGUUCACUGCCAUCGGAUGCAGCAACAAUCACAACACAGUUUGUAAGUGGUCAGUUCCACGUAGGUGAACGCAAUUUGCAACAGCAGCUGGUCAUUGGGAAUAUUUUGGGAAAAAUAAAACCAGAGGACAGUGCUCUUCCCAAAACGCAUAGCAGUAUUAUUUUUCCUGAGGAAAUUAUCCCAAGAAGACACACUUCAUAUAUUGACCUCAACAGUCCAGCUAAUGUUCGAAUUAUAGAGACAACUGGCCCAAAAGCCGUUAUAAAACGUGAAGUUAAUCCAGAAAAAUUAAAGAAGCGUGGAUUGGUAUUGCUUGGAGAUGGCACUAUUAUUGAUAAUGAAACCGAUAAAAAUAGUGAGUAUAUAUUCGAUGGAUUAGCUGAAUUUGGACAACCAGAAUUCAAACAUAAACUCGGCAAAGAAACUGACAUUGAAGGGGAAAUACGUGAACACGAUAAGGAGCCCGCCGAAGGUGAAGUAGCAGCGGUUAUGAAUUUAUGUACAAAAUGCGACAAUGAACCGUUCGUUGGAGCAAUUGUUUUCGCGUGGAAAAACAUCCGAAUACACAUGGAAGAUACACUGAAGGCUAAAGCAUCCGUGAUCUGUGGAGAAUUUUGAAGAUUUAGCUUUUUAUUAAUCCAGAGUACUUGACUUAACUAUUAAGUAUGAUACUUCUAAUACUCAUGAUGCAUUUUUUAAAUUAUAUGAUUUUAAUUUUUUAAUUAUAAACAAAUAAAUAAUAUUGUUGGUGAUAACGCAGAGGAAA